CUCUCCUCCGGUCCUCCCUCCCCAAAUAAAUCAUGUCCAUGACACAUCACUGCCUAAGUUAAACCUUAGCCAUCUUAGAACAGUAGACUCCUACCCAGGUUGGCCAACCAAAGAUAGUAAUGCAUAAUCAUGGGAUUGGAAUUGGUUUCUAGUUAUUUGGAUGCAAAGAUUGAUCAGCCCCCCUUAUAACUCUUUUGGUUGACCAACCAAAAAUAGUGACGCACAGUAAUGGAAUAGGUAUUGGUUUCUAGUAUGUGUAUGCAAAGAUUGAUAUGUAAAAUAUUAAAGGAUGUGGUUAAGGAAACUCUGAUAACACAUAUAUGUUUUUUUCACAAUUUCAUCUGAUGCUAGAUCUGAAAUCUGUUAACUUUGUUGAAACAAAUGGGUCUUUUAAAUAUUCAGCAAUGGUUUGCAUGAUGAAAAAUUUUCUUUGAAUAUGAUGAUUCUAGGACCUAUUGACUCAAUGUAUGUAAGGUGUUAUACUGGGCCUAUGCUUAUAGGCACAAUAUGCUGGCUUGUUAUGUAACCUCGAAGCCGUAUGAGCAAACUUAUGGUUUAUGUCCCCUGCGUACCUGAGCUGAGGCCCACUUUGCUUUGGAAGUGGGCUUCUGGCUUCUAGUCUAGUUAAAUGUUGAUCUAGCUAUUUGGUCAUUUGGACCUAACUUAACUAUUUAAGCUUAUUACAUAUUAUGAGUACAUCUAAAGCUGAAACCAGGCCAAGCAGGCCUUGUAGUAAUUUAGUGGGAAUAGCCUUGGCCUACAGGAAAUAUGUUUGCAAUUGGUAUAGUUUCCGAAUUCAUAGAUGCUAUGUUCUGCGAACCAUGAUGUACCCAGUAAUAAUGUGGCAGAGAGUGCAGCAUACUUUUUUCAUGCCACCUGACUGAAUGUGUGACAGAAAGAGUUGCUGAAAAAUCUUAUCUGCAUGUGUAGACUCAUACUUCGUGAACUUUCUGCAAGUACCAAUAAUUCAAAGUAUUUUAAGGGGUCCUUUGAGAAAUCCAUAGGCUGGGAGUCUGGGACACUGCACAGGUACUAAUGCAUAAUUUAGCAGAAAACAUGAUGAUUUAGUGUAAGAUAUUUCUGGAGUAACAAACAUCAUUUGAGGUGAAUAUACAACUUGAUCACUGCAUUCAUUGCUGUGGCUACAUCAUAUUGUUAUCUGAAUGUAGAUUGUAUUGCUAGACUGGUUUGCUAGAUGACAGGCAAUCAUUUAAGGUGGCUUGGGAUGCAACACUAACCAAUGACUUAAUGACUUAUCCAUCUAUUACCGUGCCGACUUCCUUAUGGUAUUCCAUAGCACUUAUAAUUUAGAGUCUGUUUAUUUUUUGAUAUGAUGAGCUGUAUCCUGCUGGUGGCAGUUGAGUGAAUGAAAUCAAUAUCAUGCCCUAGAUCAGCACCUGAGUUGUGUGACAAGGCUGGGACUUGAAGCAGAGGUGAUAGUUGUAAUAAGAAGGUAACAGAUUCAGAGGCUUGUUGUGAUCGAUCUAUGAGGUAAUUCGCUCUCUCUAAUCUGGGUCGCAUUUCACAUAAAUAAACUAAUUAAUAGCAGUACUGUUGUCCUGUUGCCGCACAUCGCCAUGCUUAUAGCCAAAGUGAACUUCGUUAGUCAGCAACUACUGGAUUGUAGUGAGAACUGAGGCAGUAACAUGGUGUUCUCUGAUAUUUAGUUAUGCCCUGUCCAGUCGAUACCUGUUGCUCAUUUCAACGUCACUCAGUUCCUAUUGCAGUGCCAGCCACCUGAUUCUCAUAAGUUGAAGCCGGUGGGUGGUUGCGCGUGCUGUGUCAGCACAAAGCGCUUGUAUCACAACAACAUAUAGUUGUACAGCCAUUAUAUUGGAGCACCCAACUCAACGACGGCACAAAACCAUGCUUAGAAUUAAUGAUAUCCAAAUUUAUCCGAUUUGUUGGGCAAUUAUCCCCAAAGCAUCUGAUCAGCACAGAAUAUAUAGUCCAGGCAUGCACUAGCUGUUGUUUACUCGAAGCAGGCGAGUACGUCAGCUCCCGGUCUUCAGAGACCGCCUCGAUGCUGUAUAAUACUGCCGGUAUAUUCUACUUACAAUACUUUAUAUAUCAGAGUUUCCUAUUGCGAGAUGCACGGAGUCGAGUAGGUUGGUGGCGCGCCUACGUGCUGCACGACUGCGUCGCACGUCCGUUUGUCUGUUCCCCUCUCUGUGUGAGAUUGCAGGUCCAGGUUUCUCACGGCUAGCUGCUGAGGCUGAAGCUGACUCUGGAGGCGGAAGAGCGCAUAGUUUAAGCGCCCUCCCAGCAAGUGUGACACUCGCGCUCGGCAUAGUUUUUCGGUGCAGCGUGGGGGCGCUCUCUGCUAGCUGCUAGCGAGGCCAUGUGAAGCUUUGAAGUGCAAUCAAGCUCGGUUUUCCUUUGCACCGUACAUGGCUUCCUGUUGGAACUCGAAACGUGGGGGCACGUCGAAUCUGGAGCGGAUACGAAUGCUGAUCCGCCAUUCUGCCUUGGCAAGAUGCCCAUGCAUGAAGUGACACGAUCAGUCCAUCGAGAGUGAUUAACUAGAUGGCUCAGGCAGCAAGCAAGCGCGGUGGUAUGCAGCAGCAGCUCCGGCCAACGGUGAUGUACGACGACGAGCCAUCCGCCAUGUCACUCGAGCUCUUCGGCUACCACGGCGGCGGCGUCGUGGACGGCGACGGCGCGGCCCUCUCGCUGCAGCUCGCCUUCGACGACGACAACUUCAAGCAUGGCGGCGGGUGCGGCGGCGCCUCGGCCGGCGGCGACUACUACGGCGGCUGGGCCGGGUACGGCGGCUCGGGCGGCGCCAGCUCCAGCUCCAGCUCGUCGGUGCUCAGCUUCGAGCAGGCCGGCAGCGGCGGCGGACACCACCACCUCGCCUACGGCGACGACGGGUGCGCGCUGUGGAUGGACGCCGCCGCCGGCAUGGUCGAGAAUCCGGCGCAGCAGCACGGAUCCGCCUGCAGGUUUGGGCUCGUGAGCCCAGGCAGCUCGGCCGAUGAUGAUACCGGCCUACACUUCCAGGAGCUCGGCUCCGUCCAGCCGCCGGCCAAGGCCACGAACAAGCGCGCACGUCCGGAUGGUGAGGUGCAAGCUGCAGUGGCGAAGAAGCAGUGUGGCGGCAGCGGCGGCAGGAAGAGCAAGGCCAAGGCUGCUCCGGCUCCUACCAAGGACCCUCAAAGCGUAGCUGCAAAGGUUCGAAGAGAGAGGAUCGCCGAGAAGCUCAAAGUCCUGCAAGAUCUUGUGCCCAAUGGCACCAAGGUGGAUUUGGUCACCAUGCUAGAGAAGGCGAUCACCUAUGUCAAGUUCCUCCAGCUGCAAGUCAAGGUGUUGGCUGCCGAUGAGUUCUGGCCUGCACAAGGAGGGAAGGCACCGGAGCUCUCUCAAGUGAAGGACGCCUUGGACGCCCUCCUGUCGUCCCAGCAGUACCCUAACAAAUGAGACCAUGCACUUGUUUUAGUUUGUUCUAGAAGGCUAAGGUGGUGAAGACGUUAUUAGGAGAUCUAGUGAUCUACUCAUGUAUCGCUGGCGAAGAACAGAGGCAAAGUAGUAGAGCACAAGCUCUGAAACAUGUGAUGGUUGAGAUAUCUGGAGUCUAGCGUGUUGGAGUUCAUCAGUCAUACAUGGAUCUUGUUUCUUUUCACUUUUACAAGAUCACUCUUCUUGUCUCAUUAACGCUUACGAAGGAAUUCAUUUGAUAGUAUCACAGUUUUUUCUUUAUUCCA
Molecule: messenger RNA, 3704 nt
Organism: Setaria italica (foxtail millet)
Lineage: Eukaryota; Viridiplantae; Streptophyta; Magnoliopsida; Poales; Poaceae
Product: transcription factor bHLH83
Exons: 7
Coding region: 2527-3420 (297 amino acids)
Biological process (GO): regulation of transcription by RNA polymerase II
Cellular component (GO): nucleus
Molecular function (GO): RNA polymerase II cis-regulatory region sequence-specific DNA binding; DNA-binding transcription factor activity, RNA polymerase II-specific; protein dimerization activity
Source: RefSeq, a predicted model, not a curated record